UCAUACAUACGUACGUGUGUGUGUGUGUGUGUGUGUGUGUGUGUGUGUGUGUGUGUGUGUCCUCCUUUUUCCAGUCUGUCAUUGCUGUGAAGUGAUUCAGGGUCUCCACACAUUGUGAGCAUAGCAGAGAUCCUCAGAGCUGCCUGUUCAUGUCUAACUUUAUUGCAGCCUGGAGUGGGCUUCUUCCUCUUUCUCUCUCUCUCUCUCUCUCUCCCCUCCCUCUCUCUCUCUCUCUCUCUCUCUCUCCCCUCCCUCCCUCUCUCUCUCUCUCUCUCAUGCUCUGGAGUUGAGGGGGUUGACCAUUUGCCAGCAGCUGUUGCUCAUUUCACAAUGGUCCCGCCCAUACAGUGCCGAGGCUGGCAGUGAAGCCGCUCCACACUAGAUGAGCAGCAGAAGAACUUAGAGGAAUAUUGUCUACAUUAGGACCAUCAUGGAGGAGAGACUGAGAGCGCAGGACACAGGAGAUCUUCAAACGUUGUGCUGAGAGAAGCCCAGUGUGGAGCCCAGAUCCUGUUGUGGGCUAAUUAAAUCCCCACCAUCACCGCCUCCCCUCCUCUGGUCAACCAGAAAAAGACAGUAAACUGUCCUGUGGAGGACAGCAUCCUCCACCCUCCUCCUCAGCCUCCGUCAUCUGCCUCCUCAUGUCCCUCCAGGUGGAGUGGAGGGCAGGGCGAGCUCACACAGCGGGCCGCUCGCACACACCUUGACGGGUAUGGCGCUCCAGAGGAGGCUGGUGCUCGGCGUGGUGACCGUCUGCUCCCUGCUGUGUGUCUACGUGCUGUGUGUGUUCGUGGAGAGGCCUCUGUCCUGGUCCACUGAGCCCCUGAAACACUUCCAUGGCUUCACACAGGAAGAGAGCAGCGGCCUAAGAGACUCCGAGGAGCCUCUUGACAGAAAGAGCAACAGUGACCAUGGUACCCGUCCGCCCCCUGCCUCCAACCUUCACCCCGAGCUCACGGCUCUGCACGAACACACACGUGCCACACAGACUCCGACUUUAAAGACUCAAACAUCCACAGCCGCUGAGCAAAGACCAGCAGAGAGACACGUCCUGGAUGCCUCAAAGUCCAGUCCCAGGGCUGAUGGCGUGGACAAAACCAGGACCAGCACCAAAGGCCCCACGCUGAAGCCUCAGCAGCCCACACAGGCAGCCAGGCCAACAGAGCCUCCCUUCAUUGGAGACACUUACAUGAGUGAAGACAUCCCACCACAAACAGACUGCCCCGACAAUAUCCGAAGUCGGGUCACGAAAACUGAAUUUGGCGGGAAAUUUCUGCACCACAUUCCAGUCCUGCAGUGGGCCCAACACGUCACUCCUGAACAGCACCAGCGCCUGAGCCGCUACCCAGGAGCUCACGGCUGGGGAGGCAUCGAUUACAAGACGCUGGUGGAAACUCUCUCUGUCCUCAACUCUUCUGCUAACUGGCAGAUGUUGGACGACUGGAAGGACCACAGCAAUAAAUCAGACUGUAUCCACUGUGCUGUGGUGGGGAACGGUGGGAUACUGAAGGAUUCAAAGAAAGGGGAGGAGAUCGACAGUCAUCACUAUGUUUUCAGGACCAACGGGGCGAUCAUUAAGGGCUUUGAGCGGGACGUGGGCUCUCGGACCACCCACUACACAUUCUCCACCAACACAAUGAUGAACUCCAUGAGGAGCUACGCAGGCGCUGGUUACAAAGGACCCCCUUUGUCUCAGGAAACACGAUACGUUUUUCUGCCAGAUCACGACCGUGAUUACCUGCUGAUGAAGGCUGCAGCGACACACACUCCGGUAGAAAGAGGACCGGAACGGGCCAAAGAUCCAUCCAGAUACUUUGGGAAGGACGUGUCAGCAGAGAAGUUGAAGAUGUACCACCCGGACUUCAUCCGUUACCUCAGAAACAGAUUCCUUCGAUCUCGCACUCUGAAUACAAAAUACAAGAACAUUUACCGUCCAUCCACAGGAGCUGUGAUGCUGUUGGCUGCGCUGCACACCUGUGACAAGGUGAGCGCGUACGGCUUCAUGACCCCAGACUAUAAGAACUACUCUGACCACUACUACGACAGCACCUACCACUCGGUGGGCUUCUACAUCAACCACGACCUGCGCAUGGAAAUGAAUCUGUGGCAGCAGCUGCACCAGGCGGGUCUCAUACGACUCUACAUGCACAAGUGAAGUCAUGUCGACCAGAAAUGACAUCAUCAUAACUGCACGCGAAGGGAACGUUGUAAGGGAAAAUGACGACUCCUCCCCCCCGCCCGGUCUCAAAAUGACUCUCAUGAACGGAGCAAAAAAGUAGCAGGGUUAGUGUUUUUUUCCCAAGGAUUCAUUUUUUUUAAAUGACAGUUGCUGUGGUGGCUCAGCUUGGAGAUUAAGUUUUAUUUAUCUUUUUUUUUUUCUUUUUAAAUGGCAUUUAAUUCCCCCAGGAAGCAUGUCUUUGGUGAUUUGUGAGUCAGAACGGAUCCAGACACUGAGGUUAAAAAACAGACUAAAUGUUGUUUAAAAGAUUUUGGUUGGUUGGUCGGCAGUUAACUUUGAUUCAGACUGAAAUAUUUUGACAAAUAUUGGAUGGACUUUUGGAAUAUCAAAACUUAAAACCUUUCCCCUCAGCCUCUGCUAAAUGCCAGUGAGCACAUGUUGCAUGCUAACACACUAACCUAAGAUGGUGAAUACAGUAAAUAUUUUGCCUGCUAAACACCAGCGUGUCAGCGCUGUGAAUGUUACCUUUUAAUUGACUAAACUGAUGAACAAUCGAGUAUGAAAAUCACUAAACAUACAUCUCUGAGUUUUGAUUCUUACUCAGUGACAAUGUCUCCUGCUUUGAGAAAAAAACAAAAACACUGAAGAGCUAAAAUAGCGAGCAGUUUCAAAAUAAAUACAAUAUUAAGACAACUUUAAUUGACUUGGCUAGUUUUUAGAAGAACCAUACAGUCUGCAUAUAUCAGAUUUAACUUGAUUGGCAACAGUAGCUAAAGAAGCUAAAGUAGGUUAUGUUGACAUCGUGUGAAUUCAGCAUUAGCUAAAAGCAGUGCCUUAAUACAACUGAGGAGAGAUUUUGUUUGAUCUGUCCAUCGUUUGAGCCCAACAACAGAUAGGAAGGCUUGAAAAAAUGUCGGCUUUACUUGUUUUUGACCUGCAAAUCACCAGAACCAUGUGGAGCGUAUCAUACAAUCAGUCCCUGAGAUUCCUGUUAGUGUGCUACAGUGUGUUCACAAGGGACAAGACUGCAAUUGAGUUGGCCACUUGCUUUAAAUAUCCUGUCUCCCCACCCUAAAUAGACAGCCAGAACACUGCUGGCAGUGGCCAAGGUCUAUUCUGACAUUUAGUCAGUAGACCCAGAUUAUGUUUGCUCUCUGAGCCUGUCUGUGUAUUUAUAUUCUACUGUAGAAGGUAACACAAAGCCCCAGAACUCAUUGGAACAGGUAUUUGACUUUAGUUUAAGGGACUUAACUUAUUUUUUUUUUUUAUUUGUUUUCAAUUCUUUUAAGCCAACAAGUGUACUUUUGUUUUUUUACAUGGUGCCACACUGUGAUAAUAAUAACACUGUGUGGACUCUACUGGACUUUUAGUGCCUUUUAAUGUGAAUCAGUAACUCGGAUGAAGCAUUGUGACUGAGGUGGGAAUUUCUGAGGUUGACCCAGGACGUUUCCACAGCAACACAAAUGAGGAAGUCAGAGGACUCGUCUCCUGAAAUCUGCUCAUUCAGCCGCAUGAGCUGUGACCAUGAAGGGUCAAAGUUCGCCAGCAGUUAUUGUGGCCACUCAUCUCAAACUGAACUGAGGCAUCACAAUCCUCAGUGACACAGAUGCACUGACAUAAACAGAUUAGAUACAUUUUUUAUACUGUCAUCAGUGAUAAAAUACUGUAGGUUUGAGAGGGAGGGAUGAGAAACCAAAGACUGAAUACGAAUCAGGGAAUAUGUAUAUUUAAAUUUUUCUUGUUUUUGUAUAAUAUUGAAUCAAUACAUAUUCAUACAAUCUGAUCCUGACAUCUGAAAUACUGUAUCUGUAUUUUUACACUAAGGGGAGAACUUUCAUGGUGCAAAUUCUGACUGAUUCUGGCCUUUUUCAAAAUCUGUAUAAAAGGAAACUGUGAUUUAA
Molecule: messenger RNA, 4080 nt
Organism: Acanthopagrus latus (yellowfin seabream)
Lineage: Eukaryota; Metazoa; Chordata; Actinopteri; Spariformes; Sparidae
Gene: st6galnac
Product: ST6 (alpha-N-acetyl-neuraminyl-2,3-beta-galactosyl-1,3)-N-acetylgalactosaminide alpha-2,6-sialyltransferase
Exons: 10
Coding region: 713-2155 (480 amino acids)
Molecular function (GO): sialyltransferase activity
Source: RefSeq, a predicted model, not a curated record